Molecule: messenger RNA, 577 nt
Organism: Hyposmocoma kahamanoa
Lineage: Eukaryota; Metazoa; Arthropoda; Insecta; Lepidoptera; Cosmopterigidae
Gene: mge
Product: mitochondrial import receptor subunit TOM22 homolog
Exons: 5
Coding region: 37-501 (154 amino acids)
Biological process (GO): intracellular protein transport
Cellular component (GO): mitochondrial outer membrane
Source: RefSeq, a predicted model, not a curated record
AUUGUCAAACAAAGAAACCUGGAUUAGUGGUAUAUCAUGAUCGUUGACUUGACUGAUGAAUUGGAGCAGAGCGAUAGCGGCAUGGAAUCUUUGACUGCGAGUAAAGAUGAUACCCCGGAGCGUAAGCCUGACGAUAAUUUCUUGUCUCCCGGUCCUUUAGGCCCCACAUCGUGUAUCAAAGAUCUUUCUGUAAAAGAAUUUGACGACGAGCCUGAUGAAACUUUGAGUGAGAGAUUAUGGGGACUGACAGAAAUGUUUCCAGACUGGGUGCGAAAAGGCACGCACUGCGUAGCUAGCAAGACUUGGUCUGGUGUGAAAUCAAUGUACAGCUUGUCACGUUCAAUAACAUGGAUAGUCGCCAGUUCCUCAGUGAUUCUGUUUGCUCCAGUUAUAUUUGAAGUAGAACGUGCUCAAGUAGAGGAGAUGCAGAAGUCACAACAGAAGCAGGUGUUACUCGGCACUAACGCAUCAAUGUCCAACUUACCGCCGAUGCCACGAUAAAUACUGUAAUGUUAACGACGAAUUACAUAAUUGUAUAAUUCAACUACAUGUAAUCUGAACAUUUCAUAAGUCAUCC